Hansenula ciferrii is the source of this 426-nucleotide messenger RNA. RefSeq names its product Carbamoyl-phosphate synthase pyrimidine-specific large chain. The coding region runs from base 1 to 426 and encodes 141 amino acids. Lineage: Eukaryota; Fungi; Ascomycota; Saccharomycetes; Phaffomycetales; Wickerhamomycetaceae. The transcript has a single exon. The record is from RefSeq and is a predicted model, not a curated record.
AUGGCUACUAAAACCCCAAGAUGCGAUUUAUCAAAUUUUCAAUAUGUUAAAAGAGAUUUUGGCUCAUCAGUGAAAUCUAUUGGUGAAAUUAUGGCUAUUGGUCGUAAUUUUGGAGAAUCAUUCCAGAAGGCUAUAAGUCAAAUUGUUACACCGUUUGUUUGGUUUCAAGGUGGUGAAUUUGAAAAUUCAAGUGAAGAACUUGCAGAACCAAUAGAUCUUCACUGUCCAGCUGUUGUCCAAAAAUUUGAAUUAGAAGGUUCAUUAUUUGCUUUAAAUAGAUAUGUUAUUUCAAGAGCUAAGAAAUUAUGGCUUUCAGAUGAACAAAUUGCCUUAGCUGCUGGUUCAACUGGAUUAGAGGUCAGAGUCAAAAGGAGGAACUUUGAUUUCAUUCAAUUUUUGAAGAAAGUUGAUACAUUAGCUACAUGA